Xenopus laevis (African clawed frog) is the source of this 587-nucleotide messenger RNA. Its product is annotated as histone H2B 1.1. The transcript has a single exon. The record is from RefSeq and is a predicted model, not a curated record. Lineage: Eukaryota; Metazoa; Chordata; Amphibia; Anura; Pipidae. The coding region runs from base 148 to 528 and encodes 126 amino acids.
AAACGUGGGCCAAGACGUCGUCGAUCAGAGCCAGCCAAUGGGAAUCAGUGACAAUGCCCGGCCUUAUUUGCAUGGGCAGGGUAUAAGAGGAGCUGCAGCCGGAGGAGCGACUUAUUGUUUGCGUGCAGACUCUGUCACUUGCGAAACAUGCCUGAACCCGCCAAAUCUGCUCCAGCCCCAAAGAAGGGCUCCAAGAAAGCCGUGACUAAAACCCAGAAGAAGGAUGGCAAGAAGCGUAGGAAGAGCAGGAAGGAGAGCUACGCCAUCUACGUCUACAAAGUGCUGAAACAGGUGCACCCCGAUACCGGCAUCUCUUCCAAGGCCAUGAGCAUCAUGAACUCCUUCGUCAACGAUGUGUUCGAGCGCAUCGCAGGGGAAGCCUCCCGCCUGGCUCACUACAACAAGCGCUCCACCAUCACCUCCCGGGAGAUCCAGACCGCAGUCCGCCUGUUGCUGCCUGGGGAGCUGGCCAAGCACGCCGUGUCCGAGGGCACCAAGGCCGUCACCAAGUACACCAGCGCCAAGUAAUCUCUCUCUCUCUCCCCAUUCCCUGGCCCACCAACCCAAAGGCUCUUUUCAGAGCCACC